CGAUCUUAUCCCUUCUGCGAAAGACUUUCACGUUCGUACCAGCGAACACAGCACGGAGAUUUCGUAUUUGAAAAAAACGUAUGGACCAGAAGGCAACAAACAUAGUUUGACAUUGUUCGUGUUGCUCACUUGGAGAGAUCAUACCGCACUGCAAUGAAAGACAGAGCCAUGCCUUCCUUCCGUUUGCCUCUACUUAUGCUUUUGUCCCUUUACUUUCCUAUGGAUAUACUCUCAAAGACUGAUCUAUCAAGCUGUAUGGAAGCUAUGCAACUAGCCGAUCAAAACAGAGACGGUCUUAUUUCCAGAUCCGAGUACGUCAACCUCAUGACGACCCUGAGUCCGUACGAGUCAUGUCCAGAUUCUCGCCUCGGCGGCGACCUUUUAGGAAACGGCUCCUUCCAUUUGGCGUUUUCGUCUUUGGCUUGCCUCUGUCUGCGCUACACGAAUGAUCGGAAUUGUUGUACAGAAGCGGGGGAAGAAAACGGCACCGGUCCCGUUCUCGUGUUGGGGAACGUGUACCCCAAAGCCUAUACCGAGCGCGUUUGUGCGACGCUCGCCGGUACGCUCGACGAUGAAUGUGCCCCUCCACCAACUUUGUCGCCUGCAGUGUUACUUUUGGAAACACCCGUUACCGCAGCGGCGGCACCUACUGCGGGUCGACCAGAAGCCUCUCAACCACCGACUGUAAGUCCCAACUUUCGUCCGUCAUCCAACCCGACUGCACCACCAAGGGAAUCGAUUUUACCUACACCAACGAGUCUAUUCAAUAGUGGAGGGGUUGAGGACGGAGGCAACAAUGGCUCCCUGGUUGAUGCGAACACAGACGACCCUAAUCGAGGACUGACCAUAGCCUUGCCCAUUGUGCUCCUUUUGACACUCAUCGGCACGCUUGCCUUUUGGGCAAACCGGCGGCGUUCACGUGCGCGCGAUCGUGAGUUCAGCUCUCUGGCGUUGGGUUAUUGGAACAAGGGACGCGGUACGGGUGGCGAACAACCAUCGCCGUCCGACAAUUUCGACAAUCGUACGACCUGUACAAAAUCAAUCGAAACGCCAGGAUGCGUGUGGGUCUCUGAGUUAAAACUCCCAUUGUCCUUGGAAAUGCAUACGCCACAGCGUUCUGUUAACCUACAGAAUAGUUUUGAAAUGAAUCACAGGGGCAUCGAUGCAAAAACCCAGGUUUCUUUAGGUUCCCUUGGCGUAUACGAAUCAGGAAGCGAAACCAGUACCGGUGUGGUUGUGGUCGGGGAGUUGGCGCAUCCCAAAAUCCGGCGAGAUCGGGAAUUUUCAUCUCCCUUGGAAAGCGAGGGGUCGGAGAUUGACGAGGAAUUUUUAUCGGAACAGGACGUUGACGAAAUUUCCUCGCUGGCGACAACGUCAGACGAUUACGAUUGUGAUUCAAAUUACACUCUGUAUCGAGCAUGUGAUGCCGUUCCCGAGAAGAACCAGAACGAUUCGUAUACGCCAGGGGAUAAGGCUAAGCAGACGCCGCCCCCUCAUGGUGUGAGUAGGCAGCGGCGUCCUUCCGCAAUCCCAACCGUUGGUAUUGCGACGAGCCCGAUUGUACUAGUCAACACAACGCUGCAUGCGGCAGCAACGGAAUACCCAGACCAAGGUCCAACACCUGCGUUCCAAUACGCGGAAGAGGGAAAUGACAGUGACUCGCAAGCAGAUUUUUCGUUCCUCGAUUACAGUCUGAAGCAAGCCGCGUGGCUAGACUUUCAGCCCGGUGCGGCACCAGAAGAAGGUCUGCCGUAA
Phaeodactylum tricornutum CCAP 1055/1 is the source of this 1755-nucleotide messenger RNA. RefSeq lists its product with no specific name. Lineage: Eukaryota; Bacillariophyta; Bacillariophyceae; Surirellales; Neidiaceae. Gene Ontology annotation, molecular function: calcium ion binding. The transcript has a single exon. Bases 154 to 1755 code for a protein of 533 amino acids. The record is from RefSeq and is a predicted model, not a curated record.